AUGUUCCGAAUGUCGAAUCCAGAAGCUCAAAUGCGACGCCCGCACCGACUACUUGAGACCAUGCACGAGAUGCAGGAAGAAGAACCUAGUCUAAAAGCUGAGUUGGUCCGAGAAAACGCUAGCCUUCACGAGCAGUUGCGAAGCAGUAAAUCCUCCUUGAGCAAGACAGAGAUUCGUGCUACAACUCCUUCGCCUCAAAACCCCAAAGCGACGACCCCUGCAUUUCCACCCCAAUCAGGCUCUCAAGCAGGCCAUGACGGCCAGGUUUCAGAUAUAUCAAGCCAUGCUGGCCACGACUAUACGCCAUCUAUUGAUGCCCCAGGUGUAUCGACAGGGACAGCGGCGGAUAGCUUCCAAGUCACGCCGACAACAUUAAACAUUGACCACAUUGGUCGACGCAAGAUCAAUGAUUGUUUUGUGCUCUUCUUUGCACACUAUGAGGUUUUCAUUCCUGGGUUGUUCGAUCCCAGCAUAUCGCCUGAGCAAUAUUACGAGCGAUCUCCCUUUCUGUUCUGGUGUAUUGUUGCGACAGGGGCACGCAGGUUUGCUGAUGAUCCCACUCUUUUCCAGCGAGUGGUGUCUCAGGUGCUACAAAUCGCGUUAAGAGCACUCUUCUCUUAUUCCAACCCUGUUCCAACUAUUCAAGCAGUCCUUAUUCUGUGUUUGUGGCCGGUCCCGACCAACACAAUGUUCCGAGAUUCUUCACACAUGCUGGCCGGGGUUGCCAUGCAACUCGCUGUGCAGAAUGGUCUCCAUAUAUUUGGUCGCGAGCAAGACUACUCGCGUCAGAACAUCGAUGCCGCGAACAGUGAGGUGACUUUGCGCUUUCGUCUGUGGAUCCAUUGUGUUGUAACGUUCCAAAGCAUGAACCUAGUUGGUGGCUUUCCAUGCUGGACGACAUCCGAACUGAAUAAUUUGGAAUCCGAUCUACUACUAGAGCGCACUCUUCCACCGUCAUUACUCUAUAGGUACCGGCUUCAUAAGGUACAAACUGACGCAAUUCAAGCAAUUACCCAAAGCACGCAACUCCUUGAGCCGAAUUGCGGGCCACCCUUGAACUCACUCAUCGACAUUUUCGAUGCACAAGUCAAAGCGUUGGUCCCUUCCUCCAACGUGGGUAUUGAUGCCCUUGUUCAGAAAUGCACUCGCUUGGGUAUCAGGGCAUUCCACUUCUUUUCGGCACCCGAUACGGCACGAACUGCUGGGCUUGUCCAAUUAUACGCCUUGUGCUGCAGCGUCCUCGACAUGCUUCAUGAUCUUGACAUUGCUGACGAUUUCGCCCUCUAUUCAACUCAAUGGGUGCACAGAAUGUUGAUGAUGGCCUCCCACAGCAUCCUGAAGAUCACCCGCAGCGAACUUCGCGCCCAUGUGGACGUUGAGCACGGGGAAAGCGCAUACUUCAAAGCCAUCAUGUUUGCAAAGAAGCGCUCAGCUGAAAACAACGACUUGGACUCAAGGAGUGCCAUAAUCUUGACUCAGCUCUGGGCCAGCGAUUCUGUAUUCUGUAAGAGAGAUGGUACUCUCAUAGGCGACCGUCUGCGCAUGAGAAGUCGACUCUUUGCGAGCGUCAUGUUCGACACCUUCUGGCACUGGAGAGCAACCUUCGGCAACUGGAAAGCGAAUCCGUACAAAGCAGAUGAUGAUGAAGCUGAAACAUUUACCGAAGGCCAACAACCAGCCACGCAUUGGGUAUCACCCUCAGUCUUCAUUGAGCAUUCUCCGCAACCAGGAGUUUCAACCACGCCUUCGGCGCGUAAUGCAUCGACCCUUCCCGGCCCAGUACUUGACUUUGACACCCUUAAUGCCUUCCCGGACUGGGAAUGGGCCGCUGAAGUGCCCUUAGUGGACGGCAUCGACUUCGCCGCGAUGUCGCAGUUUCCAGGUGUAGAAGUCGACUAG
Cladophialophora bantiana CBS 173.52 is the source of this 1899-nucleotide messenger RNA. RefSeq lists its product as uncharacterized. Gene Ontology annotation, biological process: DNA-templated transcription; regulation of DNA-templated transcription. Gene Ontology annotation, molecular function: DNA-binding transcription factor activity, RNA polymerase II-specific; zinc ion binding; transcription cis-regulatory region binding. Lineage: Eukaryota; Fungi; Ascomycota; Eurotiomycetes; Chaetothyriales; Herpotrichiellaceae. The record is from RefSeq and is a predicted model, not a curated record. The transcript is spliced from 7 exons. Gene Ontology annotation, cellular component: nucleus. The coding region runs from base 1 to 1899 and encodes 632 amino acids.